Messenger RNA from Cuscuta europaea, 1013 nucleotides. The record is from the annotation of a GenBank genome assembly. NCBI's taxonomy places the organism in Eukaryota, Viridiplantae, Streptophyta, Magnoliopsida, Solanales, Convolvulaceae.
UAUAUCAUCUUGAUUUAUUCAUUCAAGUAUUGAAAAAUGGCGGAAGGAGAUCAACAUAGUUGUGCAUUAUUUGUAGUACCCGUAGUGUCCAUCCUUAUCGUCAUGACCUGUGCCGCAAAAAUAGAAUCCACUUGUGCCAAGCUUAACAGCGGCCAAGUCUUUACUAUCUCAAUCAUUAUUCUAAUGCCUGUGUUCGCCAUAGCGUACUCUCUCUCAAUAUGCGGUAGGCCCAGCGAGAACGACGUCGACUUCGAUAUUACGGCCCACAACAAGAAAUGGACGCUGAUUUUUAUUGUGGCCGUGUUUAUCGUCUUCGCCUUGUCCGCAGGCAAGCUUGUUAGGCUGUCCAAGGUCAUCGGGAGAUCAUCGGCCGUUUCCCCGAAUCCGGUGCCGGGCCGGCCGGCUUACAAGGAAUACCGUCUCGAUCAGUUCCCCGCCUCAUUUCGAGACGGGGUACUUGCCCAGUGGAAUGGUUCCGUCUCACACUGUCUCAUUUUUUAUGUUUCCUGCGAUGUCGUGAAUGCCACCUAUGACUCGCUCUUACGACUAUCAACUGCGCCUCUCACUGCCUUAGAGUCUGGAUGUUGCCUUCCACCUCAAAACUGUAGCUUCACAUUCGUGAGCCCAAUAUAUUGGACAAGCAAUCAAACAUCACCGUUAGGUGGCGAUUGCUCAAACUGGAACAAUGAUCAACUUUGCUUCUAUUGCGAUUCUUGCAAAGCAGCACUACUAGCUCAUAUCACAACAAGUCUCAGAAAAGUAAACAAACUCACAAUUAGUGGCAUUGUGAUUUGUGGUGUAUUCUUUCUUUACUCCAUUUGGUUUCUGGUUGUCUACGCCAACAAUAUUGAGCCUGAGGCAUGAUUUUGGAAUGCAUAUUUCCUUGAUCAUUCUCAAGUUUUAUCAUGUAUGUCUUGUAUCCACACUCAUUUUACUAGAGAAAAUUGCUAGUAAUAUGACUAAAAGAGACGAUGAUUCCUGAAUUAUGAGUAAUUAGUUUUUGUAUUCCUGAA